Molecule: messenger RNA, 1220 nt
Organism: Laetiporus sulphureus 93-53
Lineage: Eukaryota; Fungi; Basidiomycota; Agaricomycetes; Polyporales; Laetiporaceae
Exons: 14
Source: RefSeq, a predicted model, not a curated record
CAUGGCUCCGGAGACAGAGGUCAACGUCCUGAGCGCAUUUCGCUCGGACGUCCAGACAAUACGUUAUUCAGAGCUGGCGUCCAGUUCCAUCAUAAUCUUCGACCAUUUGCUCACGUUGGAUCAAGAGUACGACUUGAUUUGGAGUUCGCCAUGGUCUAUAGGGAAAUGCCUGUUUCUCUUUAAUCGUUAUUACACGCUCAUUACCAUGAUUUUCAAUAACUACGCCCUCUUCAGUCCGAAUAUCUCAGAUUACUUCUGUCUUCAUUGGUAUAGGUGGCAGGGUUGGACAGGAGUAAUAUCAUUCGUGGUAGCUGAACUCAUUCUCCAGCUUCGCCUCUACGCCUUAUACUUCCUGGACAAGAGAAUCCUCGUUUUCAUGGCUACCACUUCAUUGAUCGCCGCUGCAGCCUCCGCCGCCGUCAUGGGCUCCGUGCUAUCCAAGAUCAAAGCUACUGCCCAUAUGUUCCCAGACCACCCAUUCUGCGUUGCGACGGGGAUAUCCAACCAUUUCUACGCGUUCUGGAUACCGAUGCUAGUAUCGGAGAGCGUGCUCUGCGGGCUUGCGCUCGCGCGGUUCGCACAGACGCAUCGCAGGGGAUCAACGCUGUUCCAGACCGGCAAGCGGCUCGUCGAGAGCCUGAUCCGCGACUCAGUGUUUUACUUCGUCGUGAUGUUCGCAACGUAUCUUGCCAACGCCAUCGUCUUCAUUGUCGGAAACGCGACAGAGGUCGAGAUACCGGUCGGGUUCUCCGUCGCGUUGUCCUGCGUGCUGGGCAACCGCCUCUGCCUAAAUGUCCGCGGCAUGAUACGCAGGGAGCAGUCGGUACCGUCAUCCGAGUACGAGGACGAAUACGAGGACCAGUCGUGGCUCCCGGAGGAGAUGCAGGAAACCCCGGUCUACAGUAUCGAGGCGGGUUCGCACUUGUCCGAUGUCGAGCUCAGGGAGCUCCGGGCGAUACGCCCAGAUCAAGCAGCAACAGUAUGAAAGCCCAGACUGUACUCUUAUUCAUCAAUUAUGGGUUGGCACGUUGCUGCGCGAGAACUCGCGCUGAUAUUUUUCAUUGUGCGGAGUGGUAAAGAACACGCCCUCGUCUGCAAUCAGAACAAGGGUGGCUUCGACGAAGGACAUCCCUCGAAUGUUUCUAUAGGGUGAGGCCGUGGCAGAGCCCAGACUCGUCUCCCUCGCGCAAGAGCAAAAGCCUCCGCACAAUACAUACCUC